Molecule: messenger RNA, 1602 nt
Organism: Hirsutella rhossiliensis
Lineage: Eukaryota; Fungi; Ascomycota; Sordariomycetes; Hypocreales; Ophiocordycipitaceae
Product: zinc carboxypeptidase domain-containing protein
Exons: 2
Coding region: 1-1602 (533 amino acids)
Biological process (GO): proteolysis
Molecular function (GO): zinc ion binding; metallocarboxypeptidase activity
Source: RefSeq, a predicted model, not a curated record
AUGGGAAACCCCAGCGUCGCUGGUCCAUCGACCCGGCCGUCAAUCCCUCUGCUGUUGCUGCUGCUGCUCGCACUACUCCAUCCGGCCCUCUCCGCCGGCGUCCACUACAACAACUGUCCAAACGUCCGUUUGUUCCCAUGGCUGGCAAGGCUUCGUGACUCCGCCAUCGAGCAUGUUUUUGGGCGCCAUCCGUCAAAGGCCGCUGACCAGCCAUCGGAUGUUGCCCAAAUCCCGCCGGCAAAGUAUGCCAACGAGCUCGUUCUCCGUUUCAACAUUAGCACGGCCGAUGAAGAAACGACCCUCUCCGAGGCCGCCGCUCGGCUCUUCCUCGACGUAUGGGCCUUCACCGAUGACUUCGUCGACAUACGCCUCCAUGCCGACGAGGUGGCGCCUCUCCUCGGUCUCCUCCCGCAAUCUCUCCGCUCGUCUCAGUCGACCUUGAUCUCCGACCUCGCUGCCGCUGUGCAUCAGUCCUUGCCUUCGAAUGGUCGCCCGGAUACCGUCGAGGCCGAGGCUGUCUCUCAGGCACUCCUCACACCGUUGGCGCCCGAAGACAACCUCUUCUUCCACGAUUACCAGCCGCUUCCUGUCAUUAUCCGCUGGUUGCGCCUGCUCGAGGCUAUGUUUCCCUCGUAUGUCAGUUACGUCACAGUGGGCAAAUCAUUCGAGGGCAGAGAUAUACCGGCCCUGCGCGUCGGCUUGUCCGACCUGUCCGAUUCCGAUGUCCCGCGAAAGACGGUUGUCGUCACCGGAGGCCUCCACGCGCGUGAAUGGAUUUCGACCAGCACCGUCAACUACUUGGCUUGGUCGUUCAUUACAUCGUUCGGCAAGGAGCGGAUGAUUAGGAAGCUACUCAGUAAUUUUGACAUGGUUUUUAUGCCCGUCAUCAACCCGGAUGGUUUCGAAUACACGUGGAAAACAGAUCGUCUGUGGCGCAAGUCCAGACAGCCAACGCGGAUACGUUUUUGCCGCGGUCUGGACCUUGACCACGCGUUCGGCUUCGAGUGGGACGACUCGCAAAACCAGAGCGACCCUUGCUCUGAAAGUUACGGUGGACAAGAGCCAUUCCAGGCUGUCGAGGCGAUGCAGCUCGCCAAGUGGGCUCGCAACGGGACCCUUAACAAGGUCCAGUUCGUGGCAUUCCUCGAUCUUCACUCCUACUCUCAGCAAAUUCUCUUCCCCUUCUCGUCCUCGUGUGCCGUGGACCCUCCGAACCUGGAGAAUUUGGAAGAGGUCGCCACAGGCAUCGCCAGAGCUAUCCGGAUCUCGAACGGAGAGCCGUACGCAGUCGCUCGGGCCUGCGAAGGCGCCGUGGCGGCCAAGGAGCCGCGCCGGAACAAGCCGCAGUCUCGUAUCGAUUACCAGAUCAAGCUCCGAGAUACUGGCACUUAUGCCUUUCUUUUGCCUAAGGAGCAAAUCAUACCGACCGGCGAGGAAAUGUUCAAUGCCAUGAAAUACCUGGGCGACUACCUCUUGGGCAACAAUGGGAUCGAGCGAGACUGGGCAAAAGAGGCGGGCGGAGAUGACAUGGACAGCCUCGGAAUCGGCGACGACGGAGCAAGCAGCCCAGAGCUCAGAAAACGGAGAGUUGCUCGCAGGUAA